AACGACAACAUCCAUUAAACACUUGGCUCCCCCUCAGACACACACACACAAGAGAGACCCCUAUCCCCGCCAUUGAAGCUGAAACUCAUAGCCAUUUUAUUAUUUGCAAAAAUGGCCUAUACUUUGCCAAAUCUGUCUACCAAUCUGCUCCAUUCCAAAGACAAACUCCCCGUAGUCCACCACCACCACCACCACCUAUCUCCGCUCUCCUCCGCCUCUUCCUCCGACCUCCUCCUCGACAUUCCGCUCCUUUCUGCGGCUGCUAGGGUUGUCCAGGUCAAUAGAGCUCCUCCUACCUUGCAAAAGGAACGUAAUAAUGACCAUAACAACGAUGAUUUCUACGUUAAUUUGGGUUUAGCUGUUCGCACUCUCCGUGAAGAUCUCCCUUUAAUCUUCACCAAAGACCUCAAUUAUGACAUAUACAGGGAUGAUAUCACAUUUGUAGAUCCAUUGAACACUUUUAACGGUAUUGAGAGGUACAAAUUGAUCUUCUGGGCAUUGAGAUUUCAUGGUAGAAUUCUGUUCAGAGAGAUAUCUCUGAAAGUAAUGAGGAUUUGGCAGCCUUCAGAGAAUGUGAUAUUGAUUCGAUGGAACUUGACGGGUAUACCUCGUGUUCCCUGGGAAGCCAAAGGCCAAUUCCAGGGAACUUCUACCUAUAAAUUGGAUCGAACUGGCAAAAUUUAUGAACACAAAGUAGAUAACUUGGCUUUGAAUUUCCCUCAGCCGCUCAGGCCAGUAUCGCCUUCUGUUCUGGAUUUGGUUACUGCUACUCCUAACCCUACAUUCUCGUUGGACUCGCAUUCCCCUUCCUCAUCAUGGCUGCUCUUUUAUCGCUCUGUCAAGGAGACGUUGGAUCGUCAAAGUCCUUUGAUUGCUCAAGAUUGCUUGCUUACUUGUCCCUAGAUACAACAACAAACCCAGCGGUUUUCCACAAGUGGAGUCUGGGGAGGGUAAGAUGUACGCAGCCUUACCUUGUCCCUAGAUGAUUGGGGAGAGAAUACUGCUCAAGCUGUAUAUGCUAGAGUAUCGUGUAUACAUAAUAUAUAUGUAGCCUACUACUACACAGGGUUACUGAAUACUAGCUUAGAAAAUUACACUAGUGCAUCACCUCAAAUUCUUCUGAUGAUUGAUUUUAGUAAAUUUGCUGAUAUAUAUACUACUCCUAGUAGUUAUUUUCA
Molecule: messenger RNA, 1178 nt
Organism: Nicotiana attenuata
Lineage: Eukaryota; Viridiplantae; Streptophyta; Magnoliopsida; Solanales; Solanaceae
Exons: 2
Coding region: 112-903 (263 amino acids)
Source: RefSeq, a predicted model, not a curated record